Telopea speciosissima is the source of this 1169-nucleotide messenger RNA. RefSeq names its product flowering locus K homology domain-like. NCBI's taxonomy places the organism in Eukaryota, Viridiplantae, Streptophyta, Magnoliopsida, Proteales, Proteaceae. Gene Ontology annotation, molecular function: mRNA binding. The transcript is spliced from 8 exons. Gene Ontology annotation, cellular component: cytoplasm; nucleus. The coding region runs from base 39 to 1070 and encodes 343 amino acids. The record is from RefSeq and is a predicted model, not a curated record. Gene Ontology annotation, biological process: regulation of gene expression.
UCUCUGUCCCUCGGAGGUCGGAACGCGGCUUUGCGACGAUGGCACUAGAAGGGGAAGUGCAGAUAAUCUCCUCUACACUUCUUACGGAGGAGAGAGAAGGUGAAAUAGAUAGAGGAACGAAGCGUCGCCGGGAGGAUGAACCGAAUGCUGGUCUCGGCGGAGCUCCUCCAGAUUCGACGGCGGAUCACCAGUCACCGAAGCGUGUGGCGAAACCUCAGGAUGUGUUGUUCAGGAUAGUCCUCCCCUCGAGGCAGAUAGGGAAAAUUAUUGGUAAAGGUGGUUGUCGAAUCCAAAAGAUCAGAGAAGAGACUCGAGCCAUGAUUAAGAUUGCAGAUGCUAUUGCGCCAUAUGAAGAGCGUGUAAUUAUUAUCAGUUCUGUGGACAAUGAUAGCAAGGUUUCUGAUGCAGAAAAUGCACUUCUUCUUAUAGGCACGAUUCUUCUCAUGGAUGAUGAUGCCAAUGUUGUUGCAUCAGUUGGUGUUGGACAGGUGACUGUCAAAAUGAUUCGGUUGCUGAUUUCAGGAUCACAAGCAGGAUCUUUGAUUGGGAUGUCUGGCCAGAAUAUCGAGAAAUUAAGAGUUUUAUCAGGUGCCAAUAUCAUGAUAUUGGCUCAAAAUCAGUUUCCUUUGUGUGCUUCUGCUCAUGAAUCCGAUCGCAUGGUGCAGAUAUCAGGUGAUGGUCCAGGAGUACUGAAAGCCUUGGAGGAUAUUGGUACUCUAUUGAGGGAAAAUCCACCAAGAAAAGUAGUUUCCGUCAAACCAGCGUACAAUUUUAACCCAAAUCAACCUUAUAUGGCCCCAACUUCAGGACUCCCAUUUGCAGCUGAUUAUGUAACACUGGAUAUGAUGGUUCCGGAGACAAUGGUUGGUGGUUUCAUCGGCAAGUGUGGCUGCAACAUUUCAAAGAUCAGAACUGAGUCUGGAGCGACAGUCAAGGUUGCUGGUGCUAGGGGUGAACAAACUCAGAGGUUAAUCCAUCUUGCUGGCAGCGCACAACAGGUAGCAUGGGCGAAGAAGUUGGUCGAUGAAUACAUCUACUCACAAGCAAUAUUACAGCAGAGACGUCAAUAACGCAUUUAUUUUGUCCCGAUUUGCUGCUCACUAAUUACUUUCAUGUUUUUGUGUUGUAGCUUAUAAGUUGUAACCGGAUCACACUACACCAAAAACAUU